Messenger RNA from Prorocentrum cordatum, 663 nucleotides. Lineage: Eukaryota; Dinophyceae; Prorocentrales; Prorocentraceae. The record is from the annotation of a GenBank genome assembly.
GAGAACUUCUGCUUCGACUCCGUGGGCAUGUUCACCUUCAACAAGGCCUCCAGCAAGGUCGCGGAGCCCUUCGGCCGCGACGCCGUCGUGGCGGUGGUGUUAAAUCUGGACGCAGCGAGCCCAAACGCCAACACGGUCAGCCUCUUCAGGGACGGGGUUCGCAUCUGCCAGCCGCAGCCGAUCCCCGACAAGUUGAAGGGCAGGCCACUCUUCCCAGCGGUGACGUUCCGAAACGUGACGGUGCACGUGAACUUCGGCCCCGAGACUCUGGCGGAGCUUCCUUUCAAGUGCCGCGCGGUCCAGGACGCGGCCGCGGUGGACUGCGAGGUUGUCACGGAGCCCAAGCCGAAGGGUGGCGCGUACGACGUGCUGCUGCCCGUCGGCUUGCCGGACGAGGGCACGUUCGAGUGGCUAGACCUCUUCCUGGAAAAGCACCCCGAGUACACGGAGCUCAGCGAGCGCAUGAUCCUCGACUGGGCCGACAAGAGCGGCAUUUGGAGGACGAGGGGGUACGGCUGGAGGCAGUGCAACGACAGGCCCGGCUGGCAGUUCGGGGUGCCCAGCCUAGACGACAGCAGCAUCAAGAGCACGCUCUACUCCAUCGCGUCGUUGCAGAAACGCCACUACGUGGUGAUGGAGGUCCGUGGGAACCUGCUGAAGGAG